This is a messenger RNA of Protopterus annectens (West African lungfish), 2873 nucleotides long. It is a transcript of the gene PABPC1, whose product is annotated as poly(A) binding protein cytoplasmic 1. The coding region runs from base 534 to 2453 and encodes 639 amino acids. The record is from RefSeq and is a predicted model, not a curated record. Gene Ontology annotation, cellular component: ribonucleoprotein complex. Lineage: Eukaryota; Metazoa; Chordata; Ceratodontiformes; Protopteridae. Gene Ontology annotation, molecular function: RNA binding. The transcript is spliced from 15 exons.
ACAGGUCCUACUCCCCUAAACCCCGGCUGUUAGUGCUGUGUGUGUGAGUGUGUGAUCCAGAGCCGAGUCUCGGCACACAUUUAUUAUUAAAAAAAAUAAAAAAAAAAAGUCAAAAAACUGAAAAACGAAAAAAAUCAUUUUGUUAGUUUUUAUUAUAAAAAAGGUGAAGUGUUUUGUUCAGCUAUCAGAUCGAAGAAGCUGAGUAGGUUAAAGAGGCCGCAACUUGAAUUUCACAUUGCGUUUCCUCAUCUUGUUAGUUCAUCGGAGCAACAGUCCACAGGCGCGUGGUCGACGAACUUGGGAGCCUCAUUAAAUUGAUAAAACUUUUGCUGUUUUUUUUUAACGCGCAUAACAUAAUUGUAUUUAAAAAAAAAAAGUGAUAUUUUAAUUCGGCAGAUUUGAAACGUGCCUUUACAUUUCAUUCAGUUAUACACACUGAAUUUACGUUCCGAUUAACUAUUUUAACCGAACGCACGUUUCUUUAUUUUACUUAAGACUUUUUUUUAAUUUUAAAACGUAAAAGAUCUACAAAGAUGAACCCAAGUGCUCCAAGCUACCCCAUGGCUUCAUUAUAUGUUGGUGAUCUGCACUCAGAUGUGACAGAGGCCAUGUUGUAUGAAAAAUUUAGUCCUGCUGGGCCAAUCCUUUCUAUCCGUGUAUGCAGAGAUAUGAUUACACGAAGGUCUCUUGGAUAUGCGUAUGUUAAUUUUCAACAACCUGCAGAUGCUGAACGUGCUUUGGAUACUAUGAACUUUGAUGUUAUUAAGGGCAGACCUGUACGUAUAAUGUGGUCUCAGCGUGAUCCAUCACUACGCAAAAGUGGCGUUGGUAACAUCUUCAUCAAAAACCUGGACAAAUCCAUUGAUAAUAAGGCCUUGUAUGACACCUUCUCUGCUUUUGGAAACAUUCUUUCUUGCAAAGUAGUAUGCGAUGAGAAUGGGUCAAAAGGCUAUGGAUUUGUGCAUUUUGAGACUCAAGAAGCUGCUGAACGAGCCAUUGAAAAGAUGAAUGGUAUGCUGCUUAAUGAUCGCAAAGUAUUUGUUGGACGUUUCAAAUCACGGAAAGAACGAGAGGCAGAACUUGGAGCUAGAGCUAAAGAGUUUACCAAUGUAUAUAUCAAGAAUUUUGGAGAAGAUAUGGAUGAUGAACGACUUAAGGAACUCUUUGGCAAAUAUGGGCCUGCAUUGAGUGUUAAGGUCAUGACAGAUGACGGUGGAAAAUCUAAAGGCUUUGGCUUUGUCAGCUUUGAGAGGCAUGAAGAUGCACAAAGGGCUGUUGAUGACAUGAAUGGAAAAGAACUUAAUGGAAAACAGAUCUAUGUUGGCCGUGCCCAAAAGAAAGUGGAGAGGCAAACGGAGCUGAAACGCAAGUUUGAACAAAUGAAGCAAGACAGGAUUACCAGAUAUCAGGGUGUCAACCUUUAUGUGAAAAAUCUGGAUGAUGGAAUUGAUGAUGAGCGUCUGCGAAAGGAAUUUUCGCCUUUUGGAACCAUUACUAGUGCAAAGGUAAUGAUGGAAGGUGGUCGCAGCAAAGGAUUUGGAUUUGUUUGCUUCUCCUCACCUGAAGAAGCUACCAAAGCUGUGACUGAAAUGAAUGGUAGGAUUGUUGCCACUAAGCCGCUUUAUGUAGCACUGGCUCAACGAAAAGAAGAAAGGCAAGCCCACCUUACCAAUCAGUAUAUGCAGAGAAUGGCAACUGUAAGACCAGUACCUAACCCAGUCAUUAAUCCAUAUCAGGCAACACCACCUUCUGGGUAUUUCAUGGCGGCCAUUCCUCAGGCUCAAAACCGUGCUGCAUAUUACCCUGCUAGCCAGCUUGCUCAACUAAGACCAGGUCCUCGCUGGGCAACACAAGGCGCUAGGCCUCACCCAUUCCAGAAUAUGGCAGGAACACUCCGUCCCACAGCUCCUCGACCUCCAACCUUUGGAGCAAUAAGGCCAACUUCUUCACAGGUGCCAAGAGUCAUGUCCACUCAACGUGUUGCUAAUACUGCAACGCAGACAAUGGGACCUCGACCUGCUGCUGCUACUGCUGCUGCUGCUGCAGCAGCAGCUGCUCGCACUGUGCCACCAUACAAGUAUGCCGCAGGAGUACGUAAUCCUCAGCAACAUCUUGGUACACAGCAGCAAGUUCCUAUGCAACAGCCAGCUGUUCAUGUGCAAGGCCAGGAACCGUUGACAGCUUCCAUGCUGGCUGCUGCCCCUCCACAGGAGCAAAAGCAAAUGUUGGGCGAGCGUCUGUUCCCACUUAUCCAGCAAAUGCAUCCAACUCUGGCUGGAAAAAUUACUGGAAUGCUUCUUGAGAUUGAUAACUCUGAACUGCUUCAUAUGUUGGAAUCUCCAGAGUCUCUACGCUCCAAGGUUGAUGAAGCUGUAGCUGUAUUGCAGGCUCACCAAGCAAAGGAAGCUGCACAGAAGGCUGUCAGUAAUCCUGCAGUUGUUACAGGUGUUUAAUUUGAAAUAUCAAGAUGACAUGAAACUGAGCUUCACUGAAGGGAGAAAAAAGAAACUAAACAUUGAAAAGCUGCAAAACUCCUAAAACAUUGCAAAAAACAUAAAAUUGAUUAAAAAAAUGUGUAAGCAUUUAUCUGAAACAGGUUUGCCAGGACUAGCAGACUUCAUGUUAGUUCUUGACUUAAUACAAAAAUUAAAAAAAAAAAGCAAAAUAAAAAAAAUAGGCCCGGGGAGCUAGGUGUUUUUGUUUUUCUUUUACACAGUAAAAAAAGAUAAAAACAUUCCUAUGAUUUUGUAACUCCUGCUGUGGAAGUGCUCGGAUUAUCAACACUGUUAUAGUUGGCAAUGUGCAUUUGAUAUCCGAGUAGCAGUUGAAACAUGGAUAAUUAUCUUACUUUAAUAAAAAUGCUUAAACAUUGA